Messenger RNA from Oryza sativa Japonica Group (Japanese rice), 771 nucleotides. RefSeq lists its product as uncharacterized. Lineage: Eukaryota; Viridiplantae; Streptophyta; Magnoliopsida; Poales; Poaceae. The record is from RefSeq and is a predicted model, not a curated record.
GCAGCUUCCAAUUCCAAUAACGUAAACCACCACAUCACACCAACACCAGUAGUACGAGACUAUAUACAGCCAUACAGGAAGCAGAGCUAAUAAGCCGCCAUUGACCACCUUCAAUUCAUUCCUCUUUCUUCCUGUCACCAUUCCAAAGUAUAUACGGCAUGGACGACGACGAGAAGCCGCCGGCGGCGGCGGCGGGCGCCAUCGGCGGCGAGGUGGCAGCGGGUGCCGUCGCCGUGGACGCGUGCCUGGUGGCGGCGGCCAUGGCGGGGGCGUCGCUGCUGGCGUGGUGGGCCGUGGCGUUCCACCCGUCCAACAGCCGGCUGUGGAUGGUGCCCGUCGGCCUCGUCCUCGCCUGCACUCCGGCCAUCGUCUACCUCGCCCUCUCCUUGCAACCGCCGUCUACUGUAAGUGAUCACAAAGGAUCUCACGCCGCCGGCCACCCGCCGCCGCCGCCGCCAUUGUCCAUGGUGGUAAUCGACAAGUAGCUAGCUAGCUAGCUAGCAGCAACUUACGGUACACGGACAAUAUAUAUUGAUAGUGAUCGUGCAUGUAAUAAUUAAUUCUUUAGUUCUUGGAGUUCAUCGAUCUCAUCUUUUUCUGCUUUUCUUUCUAUGGAUUAUGUGCGUGUGUAAUUAUGUACAGAUCACAUGUAGUAGAGCUCAGUGCAUGAUGAGAAUUGCUGUACUUUUACCGAAUUAAUUAAAUAAAGGAGAAGCUAUAGCUAGUCAUCGAUCAGUUCAUUUCGAUGAGCAUGGGCAUGUUUUGUUUCUA